Molecule: messenger RNA, 522 nt
Organism: Trichosporon asahii var. asahii CBS 2479
Lineage: Eukaryota; Fungi; Basidiomycota; Tremellomycetes; Trichosporonales; Trichosporonaceae
Exons: 1
Coding region: 1-522 (173 amino acids)
Source: RefSeq, a predicted model, not a curated record
AUGGCACCGCGCAUUCGACUCGGAUACAAUGCCAAGCCGUGGCACGAUCUUCGCGACAUCAAAGCGUACAACGAAGAGUUCUUCUCACCCGAGUUCCAGAGCCACUACCCGGAUAUGCUGUACUUGUGCUCAUUCACGCCGGAGGGACAGUGGAUUUACCGCGACUGCAAGAAGGAGGACGAGUGGGUCAUCUAUGCAGCGGCGACUCCACCUUACAACGAGGUGAUGUGUGAGAAGAUCGUGCGUGACGACUAUGAAGAACCGCGGGGGUGUACGGCAGACACAGCGUACUUUGAGGCCGACCACCACUUCGAGCCGGUCGAAAACGCCAAGGAGAUCCGCGAGUCAUUGCCGCCUGACGCUACGCUGCAAGAUGCGAUGCAGGCGCUAUGGAGAACAUGCAAGGGGUGCGCCAAAUACGUCAAGGACGGAAACUCAUCUGCCGAUAAAGACUCAAGUUCCGCUGUUGCCAAAGACGCUGCGUCGAACCCCAAGACCAAUCACACGCCCUCCUCCAAAUGA